CGUGCCUUCGGCGACUACGGGAGGUGCGAGAGUGCGAUCCUCGUGUUCGCGAUCAUGGAUACGUUGUCGAGGAGCCCGAUUCCGAGGGAGACUGUCGCUGUGGAGAGAAGGAACGCCGAAAAACCGGUGACAACAUUAUCGCAGACUCGUGUCGCUCAAUGAAGGAGCCAACUUCGAGAGAUCACGUGGUGACGAUUAAGAACUUGAGGAGGAUACGUCUGGCGAGAAUGGGAGAACAUGUAAUAAGUGCCUACUUUACCUACACGAGUAUACGACCGGUUCGUUUAUCGAUUGCUGGGGAGUGCUCGAAAUGGCCUCUUAAACACAUGCAGCUUGAACGGCAGACAGGCGGCACUCGGUACAUAGACGACGACGACGGCGGCGGCGGUGACGACGAUGGCGAUGAUUUGUUCACACACGUAGUGUAAAGAUUAAAAACUUUUCAACGACGUUAUCCGGAUACCUGUCCGAUCGGAGGGCAGCUUUAAAUAUCCGGAUGAUCCCAAGUCGUGUCAGCCAUUUUUCUCGGCAGUCAGUGCAACUACCCCAAACACACAAUGGUAUGAAAUUCCACAGCAGAUCGUGUUCAGCGGUCACGCGCGCAUCGACUGGACUAUUCGUUCGAGAAAUUCGCCCAACGGCGGAAUCCAUCGUGUUUGGCGUCAUUGCUGUUAGCCAGCCUUCUGCUCGAAAUACCAUCGCGCCAGGAGGAUUCUGUGGUCCUUUGUCUGCCUUACCUUGCCCUGCGCGAGAAAGACGCACCUGCUUGGCGUCGACCCCGGGCGGCAACCUGCCUGUUCGGCGUCCUCCUGUCGUCUCCCCCUCGUAGCGCGCCCUGACCGUCGCCUUCCUCAUGAAACCGUUUCACGACCGGCAGAUUGGACCACUUAUGGCUUGGACCCUUUCCGAUUCGCCCGUUCGAUUUUACUUACCAGGAUGGAAAGCGCGCGGAUCAUCUUUCUGCUUCACCUUUGCCUCUGGCGUAAGUAUCUCGGCGAUAUUCCCGGUACAUCCGCUUUCUACAAAUCUUAGAUGAAUAGAAAUCGAAUUACCGAUUUGGUACCGUUACGAAUCUGUAAUGCUAAUGGCCCUGGAUAACGAUUCUGUUCGGAAUGUUUAUCGUCGGACGCGAACACCCGUUUAAUUAUAUUGUAUUAUAUUAUCGUACGAGCUACGUUGCUCGGAAUAUUUGCCUAAUAAAUCAAUUAAUAAAUGUA
Molecule: messenger RNA, 1217 nt
Organism: Monomorium pharaonis (pharaoh ant)
Lineage: Eukaryota; Metazoa; Arthropoda; Insecta; Hymenoptera; Formicidae
Exons: 5
Coding region: 159-428 (89 amino acids)
Source: RefSeq, a predicted model, not a curated record